Arabidopsis thaliana (thale cress) is the source of this 2667-nucleotide messenger RNA. RefSeq names its product Glycosyl hydrolase superfamily protein (gene MAN7). Gene Ontology annotation, cellular component: extracellular region. Bases 856 to 2151 code for a protein of 431 amino acids. Gene Ontology annotation, molecular function: mannan endo-1,4-beta-mannosidase activity; hydrolase activity, hydrolyzing O-glycosyl compounds. Gene Ontology annotation, biological process: polysaccharide catabolic process. The record is from RefSeq and is marked reviewed. NCBI's taxonomy places the organism in Eukaryota, Viridiplantae, Streptophyta, Magnoliopsida, Brassicales, Brassicaceae. The transcript is spliced from 5 exons.
GAAGCGUAAUUUAUGGCGGGGGAUAAGUAGAGUGAAUUGCUGUGUGUGUUUGGUUGGGUCGAGUGGAGUCGGUGGAAGUUAAGAUCCACUUAUUGCGCCUAUGCUUCUUCUGUUGAUAGAAAAAAAGUGUCUUAAGAUUGUUUGAAAGUAAGUCAAAAGAAGCAAAAAACUAAAGUGCUCUCUCACUAACAAGAAAACCAUUUUCCUGAUUGCACAAUAAAUUUUUGUGUCCUUUGUUUUGUCGUGAACUCAACCGAAAAAUCUAAGAGCAACGGCACAUGAGUUUCUUUAUUAUUGUCUUGGCCUUUUAAUUAAAUUGAGAGGCCGACCCCAUAAAUAAAAUAAAAUGAAGAGCAAGGGCAAGGGCCCUGUAUCCAUGAAGCGGAAGACGCGUGGGUUGCUGUCGUAAGAACCACAUAGAAUGAUGCCACGUGUAACUCGAUCCGAUGGGGAAGCAGUGAAGCAUGUGUACGGUUACUACGCUUACGUGUUAAGUGGGAUCCAUUUGCUGGUUUCACGCUUACGAUAAUUAGCGGAAUUACCUGCUUUGCUUUUCUUACUUAAACACCUUUUAAGAAAGUUUGAAGUGUUGUUACACUAGCUGAUUUGAGUAAGAGAGAGCAUCACAGAUUUAUACUAAUAACCAACCACUAAUACAACAAACAACGAGAAAAAUCCCUAAUACAUGAGUAUGCGUGUUUAACACUACCUUAAAUGAGAUUAAUGCUUUUUUCCCAAACCGUUAUGAUUAAUUAUUAUUAGUCCAUAAAUACCCCACUCAAAGACAAGCCAUAAAGAGUGUAAGAAAGAAGAGAGCACACAAGAACAACAAAACAGAGGAAGAAGAAGAAGAAGAUGAAGCUUCUGGCUCUGUUUCCAUUUCUAGCGAUCGUGAUCCAACUCAGCUGUUGGGAGCUAGGAACAGAUGCAUUACCGAGCGGUGGGUUCGUGAGGACGAAAGGUGUUCAGUUUAGUCUCAAUGGCUAUCCAUAUUACGCUAAUGGCUUCAAUGCCUACUGGCUCAUGUACGUAGCCUCCGAUCCAUCCCAACGGUCUAAGAUCUCCACCGCUUUCCAAGAUGCUUCUCGCCAUGGAUUGACCGUUGCUCGAACCUGGGCUUUCAGCGAUGGCGGUUACAGGGCUCUUCAGUAUUCCCCUGGCUCCUACAACGAGGAUAUGUUUCAGGGUUUGGAUUUUGCGUUAGCUGAGGCAAGAAGGCAUGGUAUAAAGAUAAUACUCAGCUUUGCCAAUAACUACGAGAGCUUCGGAGGGAGGAAGCAAUAUGUGGAUUGGGCUCGAAGCAGAGGCCGUCCCGUUUCUUCUGAAGACGACUUCUUCACUGACUCUCUUGUUAAAGAUUUCUACAAGAACCAUAUCAAGGCUGUGCUGAACAGAUUCAAUACCUUUACCAAAGUUCAUUACAAAGAUGACCCAACCAUUAUGGCUUGGGAGCUCAUGAACGAGCCCCGUUGCCCCUCUGAUCCUUCCGGAAGAGCCAUUCAGGCUUGGAUUACUGAAAUGGCUGCUCAUGUGAAAUCACUAGACAGAAACCAUCUGCUUGAAGCUGGCCUCGAAGGUUUCUAUGGUCAGUCUUCACCUCAAAGCAAGACUCUUAACCCACCUGGCCAGUUUGGAACCGAUUUCAUCGCCAAUAACCGCAUUCCCGGCAUUGAUUUCGUCACGGUUCACUCUUACCCUGAUGAAUGGUUUCCAGACUCAAGCGAGCAAUCCCAAAUGGAUUUCUUGAACAAAUGGCUAGACGCACACAUCCAAGACGCACAGAACGUUCUUCACAAACCAAUAAUAUUAGCAGAGUUUGGUAAAUCAAUGAAGAAACCAGGUUAUACCCCAGCGCAGAGAGACAUCGUCUUCAACACCGUGUACAGCAAGAUUUACGGGUCUGCAAAACGAGGAGGUGCAGCAGCAGGAGGAUUGUUCUGGCAACUUCUGGUAAACGGAAUUGAUAAUUUUCAAGAUGGGUAUGGGAUCAUACUUAGCCAAAGCUCGUCGACCGUUAACGUCAUUUCACAGCAAUCGCGGAAGUUGACUUUGAUUAGGAAAAUCUUCGCUAGGAUGAUCAAUGUGGAGAAAUGGAAGAGAGCGAGAGGUCAGGGACAAGUUGGGAAACGAGGUCACAAAAUCAAUAACUGAAAUGAUACUAAUUAAACCACUUUUUUAUAGCGAAUGGAACGAUCUCAGCUCGUCCACGAAAGUUAUAGUGAUAGAUUUCAUAAUAUAUAGUUUUUUGGCCGGAAUGAAUGAACUUUAUUAGUGCGACGAAAAUUAUUAGUAAUAACCCGUCAAAACUCAAAAGGUUGGUUAUUUAGUAAUGGGCUUUACUUAUUAGGCCCACUAUGAAAUACAAGGGCCUAGAAUUUCUCCAGCCACAUGUGAGUUAUAACAUGGGCAAAACCAUUCAACAAUGUUUGUUUUGGAUUCUGUGAAAGAGAUGACUAUCGUUGAUAAUUUGAAGGAUGAAGAAGAUUCAGAACAAUAAAACGUCGUCGGCGUUUGAUUUCAGACAUCGCCGGAGAGAACAAGACUCUCCAUUUGUUACUUCCAUGGCUUAUGUGGGUAGGUCUUGGCGUAAACUUGUAUUUUAUAUUCUCGAUUUGUACGGUUUAAUGAUUAAAGAAGAAAAUAGACAAAAAAAAAUUAUUUAGCUUC